This is a messenger RNA of Penicillium coprophilum, 1227 nucleotides long. RefSeq lists its product as uncharacterized. Lineage: Eukaryota; Fungi; Ascomycota; Eurotiomycetes; Eurotiales; Aspergillaceae. Gene Ontology annotation, cellular component: Golgi membrane. Gene Ontology annotation, molecular function: glycosyltransferase activity. The record is from RefSeq and is a predicted model, not a curated record. Gene Ontology annotation, biological process: GPI anchor biosynthetic process. The transcript has 2 exons. Bases 1 to 1227 code for a protein of 408 amino acids.
AUGGCCGCGUCCAGAUUGUCUUCCCGCGAUCCAACCUCAAUAUUUUUUGAUCCAAUGAAUGCCUAUAAUCCUGUCUAUUCAGCUACUAGGAUAAAGCAGGCAUCUUCAUUCCUUGAUGCGGCAAACAGUGCUGCAGAGCCUCAUAUGGCAAAAGGUCCACGGCAACCUCAUUUCUGCCUAGGAAUUGCCACGAUUGCGAGAAAGGGAGCCUACUAUUUUGAAAACACCGUGGGCACAAUCCUCGAAGGUCUGAGCAAGGAAGAAAGAGCAGACAUUCACUUGAUCCUCUUUAUUGCACACACAGAUCCAUCGCAGCACCCUGCGUUUGCAGAGCCGUGGCUAGAUAACUUAGCAGACCAAGUUUUGCUAUACAAUGCUUCCGAAAUUGAUAUCGAUCAUAUACGGUCCUUAGAAACAAAUGAGGCUAAGAUAGCAGGGCGCGAGAAGGCUCUCUUUGACUAUACAUAUCUGUUGAAGGAGUGUGCAGCUAUCAACGCGCCAUAUAUCAUCAUGCUUGAAGAUGAUAUUGUCGCUUUAGAUGGCUGGUACCACCGCACUCGAGCCGCCUUGUCUUCUGCCGAGGAACAAACUAAAAAAAUGGGAGCCGCAAAUUGGCUUUACCUGCGUCUUUUUUACACCGAAGAAUUACUCGGCUGGAACGCCGAAGAAUGGCCUGCCUAUCUUUUUUACUCCGUUGCCGUCGUCUGCUUCGUCGUCUGCGUCCUCCUAGGGAUUCGAAGAUUCAAGCCAUCUACCCGCAUUUUUUUGAACAAUAUGACAAUAAUACUUCUGAGCGGGGUAUUCACACCAUUGUUGAUUGGGCUUUUCUUUGCCGCAGGCCGAGUUACGAUGCUUCCUUUAUCAAACGGCGUACAUCAAAUGCCCAAAUUUGGAUGUUGUUCACAGGCCUUUGUCUUUCCCCAGUCCCGAAUAACGGAACUUGUGGACCUAUACACAUCCAAGCGUAUCGGCUAUGUCGAUAUGCUCACCGAGGAAUAUGCAAAUGCGAGAAAUGAAAUUCGCUGGGCAGUGACGCCAAGCGUGAUACAACAUGUUGGGCGGAAGAGCUCUAAAGGUGCUGACAACGAUGCUCCGUCAGUCGCUAAGGUCAAGUCUAAAAAUGAGUUGACAAUUGCAGAGAGGCUUUGGAAUUUUCGGUUUGAGAUGAACGAUGCAGAAGCUCUGCGAGCGGAACACGACGCUGCGAAGGACCGAGCAGGCUCUUAG